AUUUUACGAUCUUCUUCUUCUUUUAUUUUAUUUUAUUUUUCAGAAAAAAAUGGAAGAAUAUUUUCAUGAAAUAAACCGUUGUUUUCUUGUUAUUUUAGUAUUUUUCUGUAUGUAAUUUCGUGGCUAUUAAUCUCCAAAUCCACAGUGCAGCUAGGGUUCUCGUUCAUCCAUUUUUUUUCGUCGUCGACGCCUUAGUUAUGGAGCAAAAGGUAAGCUAAUUGUUGAUUUCAGUUGCGUAUUAUUUACUCCGUAGUUAUUUUGAUUAUUUUCUCGCGAAUUAAAUGCGAAGCUGCUAAGAGUAAUUCAGUGUAACUUGGGUGCGAUUUCGAUUUCAAAUGUUUUUAUAAAAAAAUAAAAAAUAAAAAAUUGGAGAGUAGCCACAGCUGGAAUAAUAGUUGGUAGUUUUGGAUCUUGAUCUGAGUGUGACUUCUGGGUAUCCGUCAUUUGGAGCUCAAAGUUUUAGCAUUUUGGUAGUGAUGGAGUUGGAAGGUGAGUGUUCAGCAACUGGAGCGGUGGAGGUUAGUGAAACGGUUAGCAAUUCAAAUUCUGAGAAAUUGGGAGCUUAUGGGAAUUGUGUGAACGAGCAUGAUAAUGAAUCAAUGGAGACUAAGGGGAAGGGAUUUGAAGUUACUGAGGAGGCGGUGGCAGUGAAAUCGACGACGCCUUCACCUACAACAAAAGGGUAUGGACUGAGGAAAUGGAAGAGGAUCAAUAGGGGGGAAGUAAAGAAGGAUGGGGAUAGUAAUAUAGAUACUAGUAAGUUGAUUGUGAAGCGGGAUUUGUCGAGUUCGAGUAAGAAUUCUGCAAAAUCUGUGCGCUAUUCUGCUGGAACCUCGCAACAGAGCAGUGAAUUUGUGAGUUUGAUUGGCAAUUCAGUGGCUGUUCAUGGUUCUGCUUUUAUGGCUGGGGAAGACUUGGAGAAUAGUGAGGAUCAGAGUAGUGAUAGUGCUUCAAACCCCCCGAGGAAUAAAAAACCCGCAGGUAAUAAGAACUUGGCGAAUUUGAGCCAAAACAAUUUGGGUACUUCAGUUCAGAAAGGCCAGCAGAGCAAGGAUUGGACAGAAUCUAGUAAGAAGCUUAGAGGAGAAAGGGUUAAAAUUGACAAGGAAAACUCUCAUUCCAGCAUGGAAUCUGACUCAAGAAGCUCCAACUUUGUCUUUAUGCAGGGGGGUACUAGUAGCCUGAAAAGUAACGGGACAAAAGGAGAGAGGCCAUUGAAUUCUGAUGGAGAAAAUAGAGAUGAAGAUAAGGAAUGUGAAGGAAAAGUUGGCGAUGAUGACCUUCAAGCUAGUUAUAAUGAUGGGAAUACCGGACAGUUUGAAGAUGUAUUGCAGGAAGGUCUAUCUGCCGAGUCAUCUUGGGAGGCAAAAGAUGAGAAAAGUGAGAACCAGGGCACUUCAACGGAUCAUGAUCCUGUGAUCGGAUCUAUCUUCACACUCCAAACUGCCCAGGAAGCACUGGAAAGGGAGGUUCAAAAGUUCAAAGAAAUAGCAAAAGAAGCUGAGCAUUUGGAACCGGUUAAUGGCAUGCAAGAUUCUUUUGAUUCCUUGGAAAAUGAGGUGAUUAGCCAGAAACAGGUUCUGAAACUUACUGAAAGCAAGCUUGAGGAGGCAACAUCGAUGCUUACAUUAAAGGAUGCUAAAGUGAAUGAGCUCGAGUCCAUUAUAAGCAACGGGCCAAGAACGGGGGAGAGACAGACUGCAAUGCAGCCCACCUUAGACAUAGAAACCGAGCUUGAAACCCUCUUUAAACAGAAAAUUGAAACUGAAGUUGAGUUCUUGGUGUCAAAAGCUGCAGUAUCUGAUCAAAUCACUCUCUUAGAACAACAAAAGGCUCUAGCUUCAGAUAAUAUGGUGAACAAACUCGGAGAUGCAGAACAGAAGGCUGAAAUGCUGAAGAAGGAAGCGGAGAAGUUGGAGAACUACUGCAAAAACAUGGUCAGUUCUGCUGAUGACACUCUAAAACUACAGAAAAGCGUCUUUAAACACACUUUCUGCUUCUGUUCACAGCUGAUACUACUAGUUCUCGUCGUUGGACUGUUCAUCUUUCAGUUGUCUCCCCAUCACCUUACUCCCGUUGUACCUACAUAAUUUUGAGGAAGCAAGGUUUUCUCUUCGUUUUUGUAAUUUAUCAUCCUAAAUGCAUCUCAAACCUUACUUAGUUGCUUUCAAAUAUAAUCUUGGUAUCACUUCAUUGUA
Messenger RNA from Ipomoea nil (Japanese morning glory), 2198 nucleotides. Its product is annotated as WPP domain-interacting protein 2. The transcript is spliced from 2 exons. The record is from RefSeq and is a predicted model, not a curated record. The coding region runs from base 477 to 2090 and encodes 537 amino acids. Lineage: Eukaryota; Viridiplantae; Streptophyta; Magnoliopsida; Solanales; Convolvulaceae.